Molecule: messenger RNA, 738 nt
Organism: Pochonia chlamydosporia 170
Lineage: Eukaryota; Fungi; Ascomycota; Sordariomycetes; Hypocreales; Clavicipitaceae
Product: ribonucleotide reductase inhibitor
Exons: 1
Coding region: 1-738 (245 amino acids)
Cellular component (GO): cytoplasm; nucleus
Molecular function (GO): ribonucleoside-diphosphate reductase inhibitor activity
Source: RefSeq, a predicted model, not a curated record
AUGUCGACUCCACGAACUAAGCGCCAGUUCGCAGGUGCUUCCGCAGACCCAGCCCAGCGCCAAAUCACAUCCUUUUUCGGUACAAGAGCCCACGGUGACGCCGUCAUCGAGUCGCAACUAGAGGCCCGCCAGCCUCUUCUGCCGAGCCAUAUUCAAUCCAAUCUCCUCAGUGUUGGCAUGCGAGUGCGCAAGUCUGUCCCCGAGGGAUACAAGACCAGCGGCACAAGCGCUUUCAAACUGUGGACAGAUAAUACACCCAUGCCUGCGCGUCGACCUGCCUUGCAAGCCACAGUCCGAGCAUCAUCCAGAGAACUCCUCCCCUUCUGUGGUAUCAAUAAAGUCGGUGGUCUCGAUUCACAGCCGGCUUUCCCCAUUGACGACGACUACGAUUCUGUUCCUGAGCUAGACGACGUCCCUGAGUUGACCAUGUCCCAAGAGAGUGUGGAAAGCAACGUCUCCGAAUCAUCACGGAAGCGAGUUUACAGCGACGAAGAACUGGCUGAUCGGCCAACCAUGCUGGCACAACCAUCUAGGGGCUGGGACGAACAGGUCAGCCCACGGAGCUUUGCGCCAUCCCAAUGGGGUAAUUCGAGGGUCAUGGCCGUUCCAAAGACCCGCGUGAGAGGGAGUUUGUCCUUUAAGGAUGUGGUUGAUCAGGAGAACAUGGCUGUCGAUAGCGACUUUGAAGAGGCUGAUUUUCUGGUCUUUGGCGAAGGCCGAGACAUGGAUUUGUCUUAG